AUCUAAUUAACGCAUAGCACCGCUGAGAACCAUAAAAAAAAGGACCUACCAACGUAAAAAUGGACCUUGGAGCGUCUCACCUAAAAUCGAAGCGUGACCGCCAGUGAUCGCUCUCAGAUUCCUCUCUGUCUGAACACACCCUUGAAUUUGCUGGCUCUCUGGCUGGCCCUGGGGGAAUGGGGGAUACCCUUUGCUCCGGAUACACGUUGUAUCAGUUGUAUGUUGUAUACGCAUUGUAUCAACAACAGGCUUCUCGCGUACUGAUGCGGCGAUGCUCGCGUAAUCGGCGUAAUCGAUGAUCACGUUGAAACUGCAGCCUUCCAAUAUGUCACGCACGAGGACGGAGAGAAACGGGAAUGGGGCCAAGUGCGAGGUUAGCGUAUGGACACGUGCGAUCACUGCAAACUCCGAAUGGCCGGAUAAGGAAGAAUUUCUUGACGUGAUAUACUGGGCAAGACAGGCAAUCGGUAUUAUUGUCGGCAUAGGAUGGGGCCUUAUACCAUUGAAAGGUUUUAUAGCUCUAUUAUUAUUCGUAGUAGUCAAUGCGGGAAUUACAUAUUUAUACUUUAGCAGUUUCCAACAAAUUGACGAGGAAGAAUAUGGUGGUAUGUGGGAAUUGACGAAAGAGGGAUUUAUGACCUCUUUUGCUGGUUUUUUGGUGACUUGGAUUAUUAUAUACUCGGGAUUGCAUUUCGACUGAUUUAUAUGACAGAUAUGAUAAAAACAUGAUAAAGAGCAAUAGCUUUUUCAUACGAAUCAUUGUCGCUGCCAAAUUCAUUAACGUAUGCAAUAGUCAUUCCUUCGCAAUAGAUAUCGUAUACUAACUUCUCAUAUACUGUUAUAUAUUGUUACAUAUAAAUAUGAUUUAUCUGUAUAAAGAAUAUCUUUUUACUUUCUUAAA
Molecule: messenger RNA, 901 nt
Organism: Solenopsis invicta (red fire ant)
Lineage: Eukaryota; Metazoa; Arthropoda; Insecta; Hymenoptera; Formicidae
Product: respirasome Complex Assembly Factor 1
Exons: 4
Coding region: 296-700 (134 amino acids)
Biological process (GO): mitochondrial respirasome assembly
Source: RefSeq, a predicted model, not a curated record